AUGCCCUCGUCGCCCGCGCGUCCCCUCGUCGCGCAAUGUUUCCCUCGUCGCAAGCGUUUCCCCUCGUCACGGAGCUUGCCCUCGUCUCCCACGCUCACCCGCGCUUCCCACGCUUACCCGCGUUUCCCGCGCUCUCCAGCGUCACCCGCGCUUUCCCGCGUCACCCGCACUUACCUGCGUCAUCCCCACUUACCCGCGCUUAACCGCCCCCACACACCACCAGCAUUCCCCCCACUUGUCCGCCUCCCUUUCCCCCCACACACCACCAGCAUUCCCCCCCCUUUUCCGCCUCCCUUCCCCCCCACACACCACCAGCAUCCCCCCCACUUGUCCGCCUCCCUUUCCCCCCACACACCACCAUCAUUCCCCCCACUUGUCCGCCUCCCUUUCCCCCCACACACCACCAGCAUUCCCCCCACUUGUCCGCCUCCCUUUCCCCCCACACACACCACCUCCCCCAUGCUUCCCCCCUCCCUCCGACCUGCUUCCCCCCUCCCUCCGCCCUGUUUCCCCCCUCCCUCCGCCCUGCUUCCCCCCUCCCUCCGCCCUGCUUCCCCCCACCCUCCGCCCUGCUUCCCCCCUCCCUCAGCCCUGCUUCCCCCCACCCUCCGCCCUGCUUCCCCCCUCCCUCCGACCUGCUUCCCCCCUCCCUCCGCCCUGUUUCCCCCCUCCCUCCGCCCUGCUUCCCCCCUCCCUCCGCCCUGCUUCCCCCCACCCUCCGCCCUGCUUCCCCCCUCCCUCCGCCCUGCUUCCCCCCUCCCUCCGCCCUGCUUCCCCCCUCCCUCCAACCUGCUUCCCCCCAUCCACUUCCCUCAUUCCCUCCCCCCUCUGCCCUGUUCCCACCUGCCCUCCCCAUCCCUGCCUUUCCCUCCCUGCCCUGCCUUUCCCUUCCCCAUCCCUUCUCAACCCUUCCCUUCAUUUUCAUGCCCUCCCCCCUUCCGCACUCUCGUUCCCAUGCAUGUGCACCCAUCACUGUCUCCCCAUACAUGCUUUCAUCAUGUGUACUUGCUUGUAUCCCCUUGCCGUUGUUCCCUUGCACCUCACACCACCUCCCCCAUGUUUCUUCACACAAUUCUUUCUGCUUACUCCACUCCCCUACUCAGCAGAGGAGCAAGCUGA
Closterium sp. Naga37s-1 is the source of this 1119-nucleotide messenger RNA. Lineage: Eukaryota; Viridiplantae; Streptophyta; Zygnematophyceae; Desmidiales; Closteriaceae. The record is from the annotation of a GenBank genome assembly.